Rotaria sordida is the source of this 453-nucleotide messenger RNA. NCBI's taxonomy places the organism in Eukaryota, Metazoa, Rotifera, Eurotatoria, Philodinida, Philodinidae. The record is from the annotation of a GenBank genome assembly.
AUGGUAAUACUUAGUUAUUUAUUAUUCGUAAAUAGUAUAAAAAUAAAUCAAAUUCUAAACUCACAUGUUAUAAAUUCAACAUCUGAUUUUCAAUCAAAUUGUUCAACAUGUAUUUGUCAAUGUAUUAAAUACAGUUUAUCAUCAUCAACAUUCUAUUGUUAUGUUAAUUGUUAUACUAAGAAUGAUACUUGUCAAGUAAUUAUUUCUGCAUCAAAAAUUAAUUCUAUUAUCGUCAUUGACCAAACAAGUACUGUUUACUUUGCUAAUUAUUCAACUUAUGCAACAACAACUAAACCUAUUACUACAAGUACAAGUACAAGUACAAGUACAAGUACAAGUAUAAAUCAUGGAGGUUUAAUAAUUGCAAAUACAAUUGUAAAUAGUAGUUCUACAAGAACAUCAGAGAUCAGUGUAACAUACGCAACUACUAAAACUGCGAUUUCAACUCCCUGA